GACGUGCCGCCUCGCCCGCCGCACUCAUUCAUUAAGUAGCACCGCGCGGUGGCGCGGGGGUGGGCGCGCUUCCUGCGGCCGAGCGCUGGGUUCGCGGCGCGCCCUCCCGCUGCCUCUCCGGAGCCCCAGGGCCAGUAGAGUUUAGUUACUUCAAGAAAUAGAACAGAAUUCAGCCAUGGCCCCAAGGAAGAGAGGUGGACGGGGGAUUUCGUUCAUCUUUUGCUGUUUCCGAAAUAAUGAUCACCCAGAAAUCACCUAUCGGCUGCGAAACGAUAGCAACUUUGCUCUUCAGACCAUGGAGCCAGCAUUACCCAUGCCCCCUGUGGAGGAGCUGGACGUCAUGUUCAGUGAACUCGUGGAUGAACUUGACCUGACAGACAAACAUAGGGAAGCCAUGUUUGCACUUCCAGCUGAGAAAAAAUGGCAAAUAUACUGUAGCAAGAAAAAGGACCAGGAGGAAAACAAGGGAGCAACAAGUUGGCCCGAAUUCUACAUCGAUCAGCUCAAUUCCAUGGCUGCGAGAAAAUCUCUCCUGGCUUUAGAGAAGGAAGAGGAAGAAGAGAGAAGUAAAACUAUAGAGAGUUUGAAGACAGCGCUAAGGACAAAACCAAUGAGGUUUGUAACCAGAUUCAUUGACUUGGAUGGCCUGUCAUGUAUUCUCAACUUUCUAAAGACCAUGGACUACGAGACCUCAGAGUCUCGAAUACAUACCUCUCUCAUUGGAUGUAUAAAGGCGCUAAUGAACAACUCUCAAGGUCGGGCUCAUGUCCUGGCUCACUCUGAGAGUAUUAAUGUGAUUGCUCAGAGUCUGAGCACAGAGAACAUUAAAACAAAGGUGGCCGUGCUGGAAAUCUUGGGCGCCGUGUGCCUGGUUCCCGGGGGCCACAAGAAGGUUCUGCAGGCCAUGCUGCACUACCAGAAGUAUGCCAGCGAAAGAACCCGCUUUCAGACAUUAAUUAAUGACUUGGAUAAAAGCACAGGGCGGUAUCGAGAUGAAGUGAGUCUCAAGACUGCCAUCAUGUCCUUCAUCAAUGCAGUGCUAAGCCAAGGCGCGGGAGUGGAAAGUUUGGACUUUAGACUUCAUCUUCGCUAUGAAUUUCUGAUGUUAGGAAUUCAACCUGUAAUAGAUAAACUAAGGGAACAUGAAAAUUCAACAUUAGAUAGGCAUUUAGAUUUUUUUGAAAUGCUCCGAAAUGAAGAUGAGCUAGAAUUUGCCAAAAGAUUUGAACUGGUUCACAUAGACACAAAAAGUGCGACUCAGAUGUUUGAGCUGACCAGGAAGAGGCUGACCCAUAGUGAAGCUUACCCUCACUUCAUGUCCAUCCUGCACCACUGCCUCCAAAUGCCUUACAAGAGAAGUGGCAACACCGUUCAGUAUUGGCUACUGCUAGAUAGAAUCGUACAGCAAAUAGUUAUUCAGAAUGACAAAGGACAGGACCCCGACACCACACCUUUGGAAAACUUUAACAUAAAGAAUGUUGUACGGAUGUUGGUUAAUGAAAAUGAAGUUAAGCAGUGGAAAGAACAAGCAGAAAAGAUGAGAAAAGAGCACAAUGAGUUACAACAGAAAUUGGAAAAGAAAGAGCGCGAAUGUGAUGCCAAGACCCAAGAGAAGGAAGAGAUGAUGCAGACCUUAAAUAAAAUGAAAGAGAAACUUGAAAAGGAGACCAGUGAGCAUAAGCAAGUCAAGCAGCAGGUGGCAGAUCUCACAGCACAGCUCCACGAGCUCAGCAGGAGAGCUGUCUGUGCUUCGGUCCCCGGUGGACCCUCACCUGGAGCCCCAGGGGGGCCCUUUCCUUCCUCUGUACCAGGGUCCCUCCUUCCACCCCCACCACCUCCACCCCUGCCAGGUGGAAUGCUUCCUCCUCCGCCCCCUCCCCUUCCUCCAGGUGGCCCUCCUCCUCCCCCCGGGCCUCCUCCAUUAGGGGGGAUCAUGCCACCUCCUGGUGCUCCACUGGGUCUGGCACUCAAGAAGAAAAACAUUCCUCAGCCCACAAAUGCCCUGAAAUCCUUCAACUGGUCCAAGCUGCCUGAGAAUAAACUGGAAGGAACAGUAUGGACCGAAAUUGAUGAUUCAAAGGUCUUCAAAAUUCUAGAUCUUGAAGACCUGGAAAGAACUUUCUCUGCCUACCAAAGACAGCAGAAAGAAGCAGAUGCCAUUGAUGACACACUGAGUUCCAAACUUAAAGUCAAAGAGCUUUCGGUGAUUGAUGGUCGGAGAGCUCAGAAUUGCAACAUCCUUCUAUCGAGGUUGAAACUGUCCAAUGAUGAAAUCAAACGGGCAAUUCUAACAAUGGACGAGCAGGAGGAUCUGCCCAAGGACAUGUUGGAACAGCUCUUGAAAUUUGUUCCUGAAAAAAGUGAUAUUGACCUGUUAGAGGAACAUAAACAUGAACUGGAUCGAAUGGCCAAGGCGGAUAGAUUCCUUUUCGAAAUGAGCCGAAUUAAUCAUUAUCAACAAAGACUGCAAUCACUGUACUUCAAAAAGAAGUUUGCAGAGCGUGUGGCAGAAGUGAAACCGAAAGUAGAAGCAAUUCGUUCUGGCUCAGAAGAGGUGUUUAAGAGCAGCGCGCUGAAGCAGUUGCUAGAGGUGGUUUUGGCAUUUGGAAAUUACAUGAAUAAAGGCCAAAGAGGCAAUGCAUAUGGAUUCAAGAUAUCCAGCCUAAACAAGAUUGCUGACACAAAAUCUAGUAUUGACAAGAACAUUACACUUUUGCACUAUCUCAUAACUAUUGUGGAAAAUAAAUACCCCAAGGUUCUCAAUCUCAAUGAAGAACUGCGGGACAUUCCUCAAGCAGCAAAAGUAAACAUGACUGAGCUGGACAAAGAAAUAAGUACCUUGAGAAGUGGCCUAAAAGCAGUAGAGAUGGAGCUGGAAUAUCAGAAGUCUCAGCCCCCACAGCCCGGAGAUAAGUUUGUGUCUGUUGUCAGCCAGUUCAUUACAGUAGCCAGCUUCAGUUUCUCUGAUGUUGAAGACCUCCUAGCAGAAGCUAAAGACCUGUUUACUAAAGCGGUGAAACACUUUGGAGAAGAGGCUGGCAAAAUCCAGCCGGAUGAGUUCUUUGGCAUUUUUGAUCAGUUUCUUCAAGCUGUGUCAGAAGCCAAACAAGAGAAUGAAAACAUGAGAAAGAAGAAGGAGGAGGAAGAACGGCGUGCUCGCAUGGAAGCUCAGCUCAAGGAACAACGUGAAAGAGAACGUAAAAUGAGGAAAGCAAAAGAGAAUAGUGAAGAAGGCGGAGAGUUCGAUGACCUGGUUUCAGCUCUACGCUCAGGGGAAGUGUUUGACAAAGACCUUUCUAAACUGAAACGGAACCGCAAGCGUAUUACCAACCAGAUGACGGACAGCAGCCGAGAGAGACCUGUCACAAAACUUAAUUUCUAAUUUUCCUUGGAUACUUUUUUAGAAAGCUCAUUAGCAGCCCUUUGAAGUGACUAGAACUUUUCAUUACACUGCCUUGCAAUCCAAACAGUGGCAAUUUCUUCCUCCAUCUGUGAGUGAGUGCGCGAAUGUGUGUAUGUAAAUGUAUGUGUACAUAUAUAUUAAAAAAAAUGUAUAUAGGAGUCUGAGUGUUGUCUAGAGACCUAAAUGUAUGGUUAAAAAAAAAAAUCUAUGUUAAUGUAUGUGCUCAGAAAACUUUUGUGUAUGCAUUUGUAUUGGAUAUGGCUCAUUUUCUUCCCCUGAACACCACGGCUGUUCAGAAGCACAAUACUAUCUCCUGAAAGAGAUGACAGAGACAUUCCCUACACUAAAAAAUAAAAACAAAAGCAAAAAAAAAAAAAAAAAAAGGCUUGAGAAAUAUUUUAUGGUUUCCAAGCUUGAUAUAAUUUAAAAUUAUUUUCAUUGGUGAAACUGGUGUUGGAAAAAUAUAGAUUUAAAAUGGUUUUUGAUAGUUGACAAUGCGAUGCUGGUGUAUUGCAUCAGUAAUUGAGAGGACCAGCUUAGAAUUUCUGACGUUGGUGUAGGGGUAUAGUCUAUAAAUGUUUAUUGAGAACAUCUUGCACACAAUCUGAAUUAUGUAGAAUGUCAGUCAGACUUUUUUUUAUAUAUUUAGAACUUGGGCAUCAAUUUUUUUUUCUCUAAUUUCAUCGAGUUCUCUGCCAAGCACUCUUGAAGAUUUCUUUACAUUGCUUUUGAAAAAAGAACACUAUUUAUCUAAAUGCAAUUCACGCUCUUGUUAAAGAACAAGAUUCAGAAUGUGCUUAUUGUUCUAACAAUAUAGAUAUAUAAAUUUUAAAAAUAAAAUUUCCCACUAAGACCUAAAAGGAGGAAUUCUCUGAAAGGAUAAAAAUUAUUUAAAUUUCUUUAUGGGGUGCCUUCCCCCCCCCCCCUUUCUGUUUUGUAAGACAAGCUGCAUUUUCUGUCAGCAUAGGUCUGGACUAAAGGACACUUAGUGAAUGCAUGAAAUGUCAACAACACCAACAGAGAUGCCAAGAUCUAUUUAUCUCUAAGUACGUUUGAAGUGGUUUGUUGUUUAUAUGUUGUCAUUUUAAAUUGUGUGUCAGUAAAGCUACCUGUAAAAUUUCAGUCCAAAAGAUAAAGCUCUCAGGGAGAAAUGAAUAAAAACAAUGAACAUUAGAAAAUAAAAUAUAGAUGCUUACCAUUAACCUACCAACUCUUAAUAUCCUUAAAUUAUAUAUAAAGAGGACUGUUACUUUUUUUUUUUUUUUUAGCUUUGCUUUAUUUAUUUGUAGUGGGGGAGGGGGGCUAAGAUUCUCUCUCUUUUUUUUUUUUUUUUCUAUCAAUCCUGUUGUGGUUGGGUUUCCUGUGGAGAGAGUAGUUUGUCCUGUUGCACUAGAACAUUAUUUACUCACUAAAUUGAGUUUUUCAGUCAAUUAACAAAUAUUUAUUAAACACCUACUAUGUGCCAGGCUUAGUAGGGCUACAGUGAUAAGCAAGACAAAGUCCCUACCCCCACGGAGCUUAUGUUCUAGUGGGGAUAAAGGGGUGAAUAGAAUACCGAUAUGCGCUGUACAGGAAUCAUGCUAUUUAAAAAUGAUUUGUAUAAACUGUAAUGCUUAGUGCAGAUGGCAAGGUCUCUGCACUAUGUUAAAGCUGUGAAAUAGUGCUCUAAGAGUUGUCAAGAGCAGUGGUUUUACAUUCCCCCCCCCCAUCAUUGCAAACUUAGAGACUUUCUACCCAUUUUAUGGAAGUAAAUGACUCUAGCAAAUAAAAUGGUCAUAAACUCCCAGCAGAGGUUGUGCCCCCAGCCCCUAGUUACCAAGGUCUGCCAAUACACCCAGUUAAAGGUGCAAAGACUUUGCUCAAAAAGGCUUGGAGAUGAGGAAUGGGAGAUGCUGAUGGAUGUGUCUAUUCCUUAACAAAAGUGCCUCUAUCUUUUUUUCUAUUUAUAGCAGGAGAAAUUUGGUCUGGCUCAGUUUUGGAACUGUAUUUUGAAAAUCGCUUUGUUUUAACGGUUUAAGGAAUGGACAAGUGGGUGGAGUGUCACAUAAAGGAGCAAGUUCGUGUAGCAUGUCCCUCUUGCCCUUGUAAUCCUUCUCAUUUUGAUACGGCCAUCCUGGUAGGCCUUUACCAUUUCCAUUUUUGGUUUCUUUUCCCCAAAAGCUUUGUGCAGGUAAUUCCAUGUGCCAUUGUUGAAAAAAGAAAAAUCUACUUUUUAGAUUGGUGCUGGUGUAAGUAGCCACUUUUCUCUCUUGGGUGUGUAUUUUAAAGUUUUUUGUUUGUUUUUUUAAAUUAAUGCCAAAAAGAAAGCAUUAUAAUUUGUAAACUUAAUUAUAUGUCUUGUAUCUUACUAGCUUAGUAGUUGGAACCAGUUAGUCUUUAGGUGCAAGACUGUUGUAAUAGUACCAAGAAAAAAAAAGUUGUAUGUGUUAUGAGAUUGUACAUCUUUUUUUAAAAAAAGCAAUAUGCAAUAAAGAGAUGAAUUCAUUGGGUGUA
Messenger RNA from Nyctereutes procyonoides (raccoon dog), 5896 nucleotides. It is a transcript of the gene DAAM1, whose product is annotated as dishevelled associated activator of morphogenesis 1. The record is from RefSeq and is a predicted model, not a curated record. Lineage: Eukaryota; Metazoa; Chordata; Mammalia; Carnivora; Canidae. Gene Ontology annotation, cellular component: stress fiber. The coding region runs from base 176 to 3382 and encodes 1068 amino acids. Gene Ontology annotation, molecular function: actin binding; small GTPase binding. The transcript is spliced from 25 exons. Gene Ontology annotation, biological process: actin cytoskeleton organization.